AUGAGUAAUUACGAAGAUGACCAAAGUGAAGAUGGAGAAUUAGCACGUAGUCCUGUUCAAGACGAAAUGGAUUUUAGUCUCUCCGAUGAAGAUCGAGAUAACGCAGAUUCCUUAGUAAUUAAACCACCACAAGCAGUUAUUCGUUCUCACCGAGACAAAAGAAAUCAUAAGAGAUCUGUCAAAGACAGAUACAAGGAAAGUGUUCGAAAGGAUAAGAAACACCUCUACAGGGAACGUGAUAAGUCGGAAAAAACAAAACGUGAGUUCAGUAGAAAUUUAGAACGUGAAGAAAUGCCUAAAGAUUAUUACAAGGAGAAACAAUAUUAUAGAGAAAAGGAAACAUAUCGGGAGAAAGACAUUCGUGAUAAAGACAUGUAUCGUGAGAGAGAGGUUAGAGAAAAAGAUAUUUAUAGGGAAAAGGACAUAUACAGGGAAAAGGAUCCAUAUAGGGAGAGGGAGCACUAUCGCGAGCGGGAAGUGUAUAGGGACAAUGCCUACAGAGAAAGUGCUAGACCAAAAGAUGUUUACAGGGAGAAAGAGAUUUACAAGGAUAAGGACGUUCAACGGGAGAGGGACAUAUAUGUCACUCGUGAUCGUCAAUAUAAGUAUAGUGAACCUGAGAGAAAACGCAUGGAAAAUGAUAGAAUAGAGUCACGGCUGAGGCUUCUCGCUGAUGAUGGUAGACCCAAUCAAAAUAGUGAGAAAGAAAAUAGGGAUAAGACAUCUGGAGAUAAGGAGUUAGAAGAUUUAAGAAAUAAACAUCAGCAGGAAAGAAGGAAAAGAUUGCUUGAAGCAGAACGAGAAAUGGUCAAGCGGAAACACGAGUCUCGGGUAGAAUUGGAAGCUAGACGUGAAGAACGUCGACGUCGCGGUAAGAAGAGAUCAGUUUCACCCGAGGACAGCUCAAAUAAGAAAAAUAAAACAGAACAUUCUCCUAAUUACGGGGACUCUGUGGUUACUGUGUCAGAUGCAAGUGAUGUGGAAAUGAAGAGUGAUUCCGGCCAUUCAGAGCCUGAGGAAGGGGAACAUUCAAAUACAGAAACUGAAGAACAUAGCACAGAGACCGAAUCAGAUUCUGAUGGUGGGGCAGAAUCCAAGUCCGAUAAUGAAGUACAAGAAGAAAAAACAAUGAAACAAGAUCAUAAGGAUAACAUCAGUGAAAAGGAUAAGUCCAGGCAAAAUUCACGAUCACCUGUAUCAGUCAAGUCUAACCAUGAGAGUCCAUCUUCACAUGAUUCCAAAAGGUCACAUUCACGUUCAAAGAGUAGAAGUCGUUCACAUUCUUUCUCACCUCCACCGCCUGGAGAAAAUGGUAAAACUGAGACAGUUGAAAACACUCAGGAAGAUGAUGAGGAAGCCAAAUUAAGAGAAGAGGCAAUCAGCGCUCUUCCACCAUACUAUCCAGCACUACAGGGUUGUAGAUCGGUUGAGGAGUUUCAAUGUCUAAACAGAAUAGAGGAAGGCACAUAUGGAGUUGUUUACAGAGCGCGUGACAAAACUACGGAGGAAAUAGUCGCUUUGAAACGACUAAAAAUGGAGAAGGAGAAAGAAGGAUUUCCCAUCACAUCAUUGAGAGAAAUCAAUACAUUGCUUAAGGGACAGCAUCCCAACAUAGUGACGGUGAGGGAGAUCGUAGUUGGCUCUAAUAUGGACAAAAUAUUCAUUGUCAUGGAUUAUGUGGAACAUGAUCUUAAAAGUCUCAUGGAAACUAUGAGGGAAAAGAAACAAGUAUUUCUACCAGGUGAAAUUAAAUGUUUAAUGACUCAGUUACUUAAGGCGGUACACCACUUGCAUGAUAAUUGGAUUUUGCAUAGAGAUCUUAAAACGAGCAACCUAUUGCUAUCACAUAAGGGAAUAUUGAAGGUUGGUGAUUUUGGUCUAGCUCGUGAGUACGGCUCCCCUCUGCGGCAGUACACUCCUGUAGUGGUGACUCUGUGGUACCGCGCGCCUGAGCUGCUGCUGUGCUGCAAGGAGUACUCCACUCCAAUAGAUAUAUGGAGCGUGGGCUGCAUCUUCGCAGAACUGGUCACUAUGAACCCACUGUUCACCGGCAAGAAGGAAAUCGACCAACUUAAUAUUAUAUUCAAGGAACUGGGAACACCUUCAGAGUUGCUGUGGCCGGGAUACAAGGAUCUGCCGAUCGUUCAGAAGAUGACGUUCGCUGAGCAUCCGUCUGGUGGUCUGCGGCGGAAAAUAGGCUCCGACCUACUGUCUGAAGCGGGACACUCUCUACUACAAGGGUUCCUUACAUACAACCCCGCUAGGAGGUUGACGGCGGACGCGGCUCUCGAACACGCUUACUUCAAGGAGCAGCCAGUCGCCAUCGAGCCGGCCAUGUUUCCUACGUGGCCAGCUAAAUCGGAGGGCAACCGUCGCACCACCCACAGUCCUAAGCCUCCAGCGGGCGGCGCGGCCUACGCCCAGUACGCUCGCUCCGACGACGAAGCCCUCGGCUUCCACGUACAGAACCGCUCGCUUAACGUCGCACCCGGCUUCUCACUUAAAUUCUGA
Messenger RNA from Danaus chrysippus (African queen), 2511 nucleotides. Lineage: Eukaryota; Metazoa; Arthropoda; Insecta; Lepidoptera; Nymphalidae. The record is from the annotation of a GenBank genome assembly.